AUGGAGGCUGCGCAGAAACCAGCAGAGAUGCUUGUAGCGCGGAUUUUGGAUGCCGUCUAUAGGGCUGUCCACAACGCAAGCUGGUCCCUUGUCAACGAAGCUUGUGAUGGGAUACAGUCGGCAACGGCAGUGCAGAAAGGCACGCCACCGCAGCCAUGGAGGUACCGGGUGGUUCACCGAACUCUCGAAUUGAGUGGCAAUGCAGAGGAGAUUUCUCCAUUCCGCCCCAGGCUGUUGGUGCUCGGCUCGGAAAAGCAGUGGCCGUACUCGCUGAGGAAAAAAGAAAGAAAAACAGGAUGA
Trypanosoma conorhini is the source of this 300-nucleotide messenger RNA. RefSeq names its product retrotransposon hot spot (RHS) protein. NCBI's taxonomy places the organism in Eukaryota, Euglenozoa, Kinetoplastea, Trypanosomatida, Trypanosomatidae. Bases 1 to 300 code for a protein of 99 amino acids. The record is from RefSeq and is a predicted model, not a curated record. The transcript has a single exon.